Molecule: messenger RNA, 1483 nt
Organism: Zophobas morio
Lineage: Eukaryota; Metazoa; Arthropoda; Insecta; Coleoptera; Tenebrionidae
Product: tubulin beta-1 chain-like
Exons: 3
Coding region: 81-1421 (446 amino acids)
Biological process (GO): mitotic cell cycle; microtubule cytoskeleton organization
Cellular component (GO): cytoplasm; microtubule
Molecular function (GO): GTPase activity; structural constituent of cytoskeleton; GTP binding
Source: RefSeq, a predicted model, not a curated record
CGUUCUAUCUUAUCGCAUGUUGACUCAAACCAGAGAGGUAGUAAUCCGAUUUAUGCCGUGAAACAACCUAACGGUCCAAAAUGAGAGAAAUAUUGCAUCUUCAAGUGGGUCAGUGCGGGAACCAAAUUGGCUCUAGGUUUUGGCAAACCAUCUCUAAAGAACAUGGAGUUGACCCAACUGGGAAGUACGUCGGAGAUAACGAUCUCCAGUUGGACCGGAUCAACGUCUACUUCACCGAGGCCGCUAAUGCCAACUACGUACCAAGAGCCGUCCUAGUUGAUCUAGAACCCGGUACUAUGGACACCAUUCGUAGCGGACCCGUAGGUACUCUUUUCAACCCCAACAACUUCGUCUUUGCCCAAAGCGGCGCAGGUAACAACUGGGCUAAAGGUCACUACACUGAGGGAGCUGAAAUAUGUGAAAAUGUCCUCGACGUAAUCCGUCACGAAAUCGAACGAUGCGACUGUUUCCAAGGGUUUCAAUUCACUCAUUCGCUUGGUGGUGGUACUGGGUCGGGUUUUGGUACUCUCUUGACAGCUAAAGUUAGAGAAGAGUACCCCGAUAGGAUGGUCACUAGUUUCAGCGUAGUACCAUCCCCCAAAGUGUCCGAGGUUGUUCUGGAGCCAUAUAACGCCACACUAUCUGUCCAACAACUGAUAGAAAAUACGGAUCAAACGCAAUGCAUCGACAAUGAAGCUUUGUAUGAAAUUUGCUUCCAAACUUUGAAAAAACCAACGCCGACGUAUGACGAUUUGAAUCAUUUGAUUUCUUUGACUAUGUCGGGGGUAACAACGUGCUUCCGUUUUCCGGGACAGUUGAAUGCCGAUUUGAGGAAAUUGUCGGUUAAUAUGGUACCUUUCCCCCGGCUGCAUUUCUUUGUUCCGGGAUUUGCCCCCUUGACUGCUCCCAAUAGCGUUGCGUACAGGAAGUUGAGCGUUAAGGACUUGACGGAGCAAAUGUUUAGUCCCAAAAAUAUUAUGGCGGCUUGCAACCCUACAGCCGGUAGAUAUUUGACAGUUGCGACCAUUUUUAGAGGACCGGUGUCUAUGAAGGAGGUGGACCAUGUUAUGUUCGAUACACAAAGCAAAAAUUCUGCCUACUUCGUGGAAUGGAUACCUCACAAUGUGCAAACCGCAGUAUGCGAUGUUCCGUCACCUCAUGCCCCUAUUUCGUCUACUUUCAUUGCCAAUACUACCGCUAUUCAAGAUUUGUUUAAACGUAUUCAAGAACAAUUCUCUGUCAUGUUUAGACGUAAAGCAUUUUUACAUUGGUACUUGGGAGAAGGCAUGGAUGAACAAGAAUUUACAGAGGCAGAGAGCAAUUUAAUUGACUUGAUUUCAGAGUACCAGCAGUACCAGGAAGCUGAAGCUGAUGACUAUCAUGACACUGACGAGGAAGAGCCGCAAGAAGAGGAGGAGUGAAAUAAAUAAGUUAUAUCAAACUGUAAAUGAUAUGAAUAAACAUUAAUAAUAAUAAUAAUAAA